This is a messenger RNA of Nymphaea colorata (pocket water lily), 1442 nucleotides long. Its product is annotated as magnesium protoporphyrin IX methyltransferase, chloroplastic. Gene Ontology annotation, molecular function: magnesium protoporphyrin IX methyltransferase activity. The record is from RefSeq and is a predicted model, not a curated record. The coding region runs from base 123 to 1085 and encodes 320 amino acids. Lineage: Eukaryota; Viridiplantae; Streptophyta; Magnoliopsida; Nymphaeales; Nymphaeaceae. Gene Ontology annotation, biological process: chlorophyll biosynthetic process. The transcript has a single exon.
UCAUUUGACGUGGUGCCGAACGGAUAACGCGCCCGCCUGCUCCCUCUGCCUCCUCAGAUAAGAGGGACGGAGGGGGGAGGAAAUCCUGAGAGCGGAGACAGCGAGCGAGAGAGAAGAGAGAGAUGGCAACCACGGCACUGUCUUCGGCUUUCUCUUUCAAAGCUCGGACACCAUCUUUCUCAAACCGCCGGAGGACCACUCCCCAAGUGCUGCCGCUCCCUUCGGUUGCGGACCUCGCUGCUGCUGCCAGUUCAAUGCCGGACCCCAAUCUGGACGGCACCACCGUUGCCAUCGUGGGUGGUGGCUCGCUUGCCGCUCUUGCGGCGGCGCUAUCCCUUUCCGACCCUCAGAAGAGGCGGCAGGAGCAGGCAGUGGCCGUGGGCGGCGACGACAAGGCUGUGGUGAGGGACUACUUUAACAACUCUGGCUUCCAGCGGUGGAAGAAGAUUUACGGCGACACGGACGAGGUGAACCGCGUGCAGCUGGACAUUCGCUUGGGCCACUCCAAGACUGUGGAGAACGUCAUGAAGAUGCUGCUGGACGAGGGACCCCUUCGUGGAGUCUCCGUGCUCGACGCCGGCUGCGGGACGGGCUGCCUAUCGAUUCCUCUGGCUAAGGAAGGGGCCCUGGUGUACGCCAGUGACAUCUCGGCAGCAAUGGUGGCCGAGGCGGAGAAGCAGGCAGCCGAGGCGCUCGAGGGAAUGGAAGGUGUUCAGAUGCCUAGGUUUGACGUGAAUGAUUUGGAGGGCGUGCGGGGAAAGUAUGAUACGGUGGUCUGCUUGGACGUUCUGAUACAUUACCCUCAGGAGAAGGCCGACGAAAUGAUUGCGCAUUUGGCGUCUCUGGCAGAGAACAGGCUGCUGCUCAGCUUCGCUCCCAAGACUCUGUAUUAUGAUUUGUUGAAGAGAAUUGGGGAGCUCUUUCCUGGUCCUUCGAAGGCUACUAGGGCGUAUCUGCACGCUGAGGCUGAUGUAGAGAGGGCAUUGCAGCGCGUCGGAUGGAAGAUUCAGAAGCGGGGUUUGAUUACCACUCAGUUCUAUUUCUCUCGGCUGGUUGAGGCCGUCCCUAUUGCUUCAGCUUCUUAGAAAAUUUGUAAGUUUUCAGCCUUUUCCCCUCUGUUAUUUACAGUACAUAGCUUUUUCGUCCCUUUCUUGUUUUUGUUUGCUGCCUUAGUGCUUUCUAAGGCUUGCAUUUGCCUACUGUUCUUGUAAUAUGUUUGCUCGAUUACACAUGGAGAAACUUCCCUCUUUGUGAAAGGAAGGGAUUUUUGAGGAGAAAAUUCAGUAUCAAAGAAGAAUAGUUUUCUGUAAUUGUUAUGGGUUUCUGAUGGAGGUUUGGAUGAACACGGUUCACCAAACAGUGUGGUCUGGUGCUAUUGCCAUGUAGUAAACUUGUACCCUCCCAUGCUUGAUAGUCUUUAUUGCCAGGAAAGUUUCUGAUUA